UAGAAGUCAUUUAUUUCGGUUCUCCAAAUCAUGAAACUUUCUUUUAAGCCAGUACAGCCAUGCACCAGCUUUAAACAAAACCCUCAACGACCUACAUUCCAGUGCAUCACCACUACUCAACCAAACAGGUUUACAAGAAAUUUAAACCUCACCAUGCAAACGUUAUCCCCGAAAAACCUCGAAAAUUUAUUGUUUGGCUGGAAUGUUGUUGAGCCUAGUGAGAAUUUAGCUUCAACAUCAUCAGCAGCCUCGUCAAUGCCCAGUUUCUCCGGACAGUACCCGAAAGAACUGGGCAAUAAUUGGAUGGACUAUCAAGGGAUCAAGAACUGGGAAGGUUUACUUGAUCCCCUCGACGACAGUUUACGUGGAGAAAUAAUCAGAUAUGGUCAUUUUGUUGAAGCUGCUUAUAGAGCUUGUAAUUUUGAUCCUUCUUCUCCUUCAUACGCCAUGUGCAAAUACUCGAAAAAGAAGCUGCUCCAAUUUUCUGGCUUUUCAGGUACUGGUUAUCGUGUUUCUAAGUACUUAAAAGCCACUAGCGGGAUACAGCUUCCAAGUUGGGUGGAUAAAGCACCUAAUUGGAUGGCCAAGCAGUCGAGUUGGAUUGGUUAUGUCGCGAUUUGCCAUGACCAAAGAGAAAUUACAAGACUCGGGAGAAGGGACGUUGUCAUUGCCUUACGUGGCACUGCAACUUGCUUGGAGUGGCUCGAGAAUCUACGAGCUACUCUCACACCUCUCUCAAAUAAUAAUAAUAAUAAUAACAAUAACAACAGUAAUAAAUGUUGUUCCAGCAUAUAUUCCGUUAAUUGUUGCCCAAUGGUCGAAAGCGGUUUCCUAAGCUUGUAUACAUCCAAGAUGGGCACACGUCACAGUCUACAAGACAUGGUGAAAGAAGAAAUAGCCCGAAUCAUAAAAGCUUACCCAGGUGAAACUUUAAGUUUUACCAUCGCAGGCCACUCACUCGGGGCAGCGUUAGCCACCCUGAUGGCCUACGAUAUUAAACAAGCUUUAGAGGAGAUACCUCUCGUUACAGUUAUUUCUUUUGGCGGUCCAAGGGUCGGGAANUUAACACUUCAAAUAUGGGACACGGCGGGACAGGAGAAAUUCCGGUCAAUUACGAGGGCAUAUUACAGAGACGCUGCAGGAGCUUUGCUUGUUUACGAUGUGACUAAAAGGCACACUUUCGGGCGGCUGUCGAGUUGGCUUGAAGAUAUACGGCAACAAGACGACACGUCAGUAAUAGUGGUGGGGAACAAGUGGGACGCCGGAGAAAAUAUUAGGGCUGUUAAUGCAGAGGAAGGCGAGGAAUUCGCAAAGAGUAAUGGAUGUUUGUUUAUUGAAGCUUCUGCUAAAACGACGGUGAAUGUGGCGACGGCGUUUCAUAAGACGACAGAGAGAAUAUGUGAGAAGAUGGGAUACGUGGAUCUUGAGGAAGUGGAUGAAGCUCUGGGAAUUAAUAUUUGGAAAUGGAGAGGGUUUAGGAUUGGAAAGAACAUAGUGGGUGAAGGGAAUUUUGCGGGGAUGGGGGACACUACAACAAAUAUGAUAUGUAGCAACGAAAUUAUUAGCCACGACAUAAAAUUCAUCACUAAUUAUUUACUUUUCGUGACAAAAAUUAUAAUUCGUCUUUAA
Nicotiana tabacum (common tobacco) is the source of this 1629-nucleotide messenger RNA. The record is from RefSeq and is a predicted model, not a curated record. NCBI's taxonomy places the organism in Eukaryota, Viridiplantae, Streptophyta, Magnoliopsida, Solanales, Solanaceae.